AUGAUGCAGUGGAAGAUUUCCAACGAGCCUUCUGACUCCGAUCUGGAGAGAGAGGAGCAUGCGUAUCAACAGUUGUUGAUAGACCGUCCCGGCUUCUCGCGAGAAGCGUGGGAUAAUGGCAUGAAGGUGACCGGUGAUGUAAUAUUGAAGUUCCUCUUCGAAAGACGCAAGGAACCUCCAUGCGUUAGCCAGUCGUACUUCCGCUACCUGACCUGUCUGAACGCCUUCAAAAGGGCUAGGAAGAACCAGAAAUGGGAAUUCAACGAGGAAGAGCCGGAGACCCACGCCGAGCCUUUUAGCUUGGCAUAUAUGGAGUACUGGUACGAACGAACCUACGGGAACGGCGAUACCAAGGAAUCCGACGUGGUCGAGGGAGAGGCUGGCGAGAAGAAGACCGAGGCGGAAGCACGAGUGGUUCCAAAAGGCGUCGAGCCUACGGAUAUCGCUCCCCUGAUGUCUUGCUGGUGGUAUAUCGCGGACGGAGAAGAGGUCGAGGAAGGCGAAGAGCCUUUCCAGAUCACGAUCCCUGCCUCCCGAGAUAUCACUAAGGUCCUCGCCGGCCCCGACGAGCUGGAGCGCCACCUGGCUAAGCUGUCCGACGAGCUGUGCGGCAGUGAAGGCAUGGUGUUUUGUAGGGUCGGAGACAUUAUCCGCCCUACGACCCUCUUCACGCGCCUACGCGCAGACGUCGACGCCACUUCUCCGGGCGUACAGUGGCGUUUCUUACAAGCGUGGAACACUCUCUGCUUGGCCGCCGCAAAGGCAGUCAAGGAAGAUAUCAGCAUUAUGAACCUAGUAGCUGAUAUCCAAAAGUCGACCCUGCUAGUCCCCACGCAGGACUUUACUGGCUACGAGAAAUAUAAGGACGCUUUGGAUGGUGUGAACAAGGCGGAGGAGGAGAGCCGCCUUCAGAUCCUCCAGGCUAGCCGGGAGUCUGAGCGGAUGGCUCGCCUCUGCGCCGCUCACCACCGAGAGAUGGCCCGCUUGGCCGACGAAGUUUCGGCAAAGCUUCUCGACGGCGACAUCUCCAUCGAAGAGAAGUUUAGUAAAUUAGCUAGCUUCGUGGAGAAGGGCGACCCCGCCAUCCCUAUCAGCAGACCGUCCGCCCGCGCCCGCGUAGCCGAGCUGCGCUUGCUCCAGCUAGGCGCAGACCUCGUCCGCGAUAUAAUCAAGCCCGAGUCCGGAAACAGCGCCUCGCAGAAGACCGAACUGAUUCAAAAGUUCGUUUUCGAAGGUGACGACCGGCUCCCCUAUCUCACCGACAUUGUCGCUCGCCUACGAGUGGUCGAAGAAGUCUGGUCCCCGGCCGUUGAGGCCAAGAGUAAACGUGCCGUGAAGAGCUGCACGGCCGCUCUAGCUAAGAUUCGGGAGGAAGUGGAGAAGCUACGGGAAGAGCUACGACGAGGACCAACGCGUUUCGGAAAGUGA
This is a messenger RNA of Daldinia childiae, 1428 nucleotides long. RefSeq lists its product as uncharacterized. The coding region runs from base 1 to 1428 and encodes 475 amino acids. The record is from RefSeq and is a predicted model, not a curated record. Lineage: Eukaryota; Fungi; Ascomycota; Sordariomycetes; Xylariales; Hypoxylaceae. The transcript has a single exon.